Molecule: messenger RNA, 3427 nt
Organism: Odocoileus virginianus texanus
Lineage: Eukaryota; Metazoa; Chordata; Mammalia; Artiodactyla; Cervidae
Source: RefSeq, a predicted model, not a curated record
GCAGCGAUGGAGCUCCUUCGGCUGCUGCUCAUCGCGGUGCUGGCUUCGGUAACCCGGGCGGCCGGCGGAGCUGAGAUCGUCGGAAACUCCAGCGAGGGUCUUCUGGAAUUUUCUGUGGGGAAAUUUAGAUACCUGGAGCUCAAGAAGCCCUUUCCAGAGGAAGCUAUUUUGCGUCAUAUUUCCAGCAAUGUUACUUUUGUUAUUUUCCAAAUACACUCACAGUAUCAGAAUACAACAAUUUCUUUCUCUGAGGCUCUCCUUCCUAAUGCCUCAGGGACGGGCACUGACAAAGGACUGGUUUCCAUUCUUAGACCAGAGCAGAGUAUGUGCACUUGGCACUUGGAGACAUUCGACCCUGAGCCUGUCCAAAAUGUGGCCAUUCCACUGUCCUACUCGGAAAGCGAUCCUAUCCCCGGUGGCUGUAAUUUGGAGUUUGAUGUAGAUAUCGAUCCAAACAUUUACUUGGAGUAUAAUUUCUUUGAAACAACUAUCAAAUUUGCUCCAGCAAACCUAGGCUAUGCGAGAGGCGCAGAUCCUCCAUCAUGUGACGUCAAGACAGACCUAGACUCCAGGUGGAGGUUGCAGUAUGACGUCUAUCAGUAUUUUCUGCCCGAGAACGACCUCACUGAAGAGGUGUUGCUGAGACAUCUGCAGAGGAUGGCCGAGGUGCCUCAGGUGCGGGCCAAUGCUGUCAAGGUGGUCACCCUAACCGCUGACGAUAAGACAAGUGUUUCCUUCUCCUCCCUCCGGGGACAGGGUGUCAUUUACAAUGUCAUCGUUCGGGAUCCACUUCUAAACACGUCCACGGCUUACGUGCCCACUCACACGUAUGCUUGCAGCUUUGAAGCUGAGGAGGGUAGUUGUUCUUCCCUUGGAAGAGUCUCUACCAAAGUCUUCUUCACUCUUUUUGCCCUGCUUGGCCUCUUCAUCUGUUUCUUUGGACACAGAUUCUGGAAAACAGAACUGUUCUUUAUAGGCUUUAUCUUCAUUGGAUUCUUCUUUUAUAUACUGAUUACAAGACUGACACCUAUUAAGUAUGAUGGAAACCUAAAGAUUUUCCGUGUCGAUGCAGUAUUCUGGGUGACCUUCUCUUGUAUAGCCAUUUUCAUUCCGGUGGUUUUCAUGGGCUGCUUAAGAAUACUGAACAUACUGAGUUGUGGAUUCAUUGGCUCCUAUUCGGUGGUCUUGGCCGUGAACAGUUACCUGUAUACAAGCCUUUCUUACAUCACUUUGAACAUACUCAGGAGAGCACUCCAUGUGGAUUUCCGCAGAGCUUUCAUGAAUGUGCCUUUUCAAACGAAUGACUUUAUUAUCCUGGCAGUAUGGGGGAUGCUGGCUGUAAGUGGAAUUACGCUACAGAUUCGAAGAGAAAGAGGGCAGCCGUUUUUCCCUCCCCACCCGUACAAGUUAUGGAAGCGAGAGCGUGAGCGCAGAGUGACGAACAUCCUGGACCCCAGCCACCACAUCCCUCCACUGAGAGAGCGACUCUUCAGCCGAUUAGCCCAGAUCAAAGGGCUCUUCCAGAAGGAACAGCCGGCGGGAGAGAGAACGCCCCUGCUUCUGUAGAUGCCAGAACGCUUGGUCAGGGCAAUCUAGAAGUACAUCCCAGGUACCGUCUCAUGUUCGGUGUUGCUGCCCGGCUGCUUCCACAGUCUCUGGGGCAAGUCUGCUAAGGACCGGCUCUGCAUCUGUGCUUUGUACUGCAGUACUGUGGUCUCUUUAUUGAGAGAGGGUAAGGGCAUGCCUGGGAGAUGACAGUCAUUCUAAGUGUGAAAGGUGGUCAUAAUGUUGAUGGUAAGAAGGUUUUUCUUUAUUACCAAAUGCUUAAGAAAUUACAUUUUUGGUUUAUAAGUUAUGUGUCAACUUACUCCAUUAAGUAGAUACACUUUUAAAAAAAGAAAUUAAAAAUUAAUGGUUGUUCUGUAAAGCCAUGGUGGGUUUUUGUUUUUGUUUUUGUUUCUUUUUGUAACUCCUUGAACAAUUCUCUCACCGAAGUCUGGCUAAACUUGGGGACCAGGCAUAGAGGGCAGUUUUAUUUAAAUAAAUUUUUAUUUGCCACUGUGUUUGUAGUUUUGGGGGUUUGGUACUGCACCUUUGAACUUCAGAGUACAAAGGAGGGAGAACUAACUUAUUUUCUGACUACAAGCAAUCUGAUUACUGAGUUGCACAUAAAUAUCAUAUAUUAUCAAAAAUUACCCUUUUGUUUAUCUUUGUGAUAAAAUACAUAUUUACCCUAUCGAUCAUUUUUAAGUGUAUAUAUAGUUCAGUUGGUUCCCCUCAUCUUUGCCUUUUAUUGCUUAAAAUGGUAAUUUAAAUAGCUGAAAUAUUUCAACCAUUUGAAAAGAGGUCAAUUUAUAUAGAUGAUAAAGCUCUUAUAUGGAUGACUUAUUUAUAUUCCAGAUAAAAAGUGACUUUUUUUCCUUUCAAAACCUUUUAAGAUAGUUUUGACAGCUGAUUUCUAAUUUAAACUGCAUUCAGUGACAUAUAAAUUGUUUUAUUUUGGGGAGAUAAACUGGCUCCUAGCUUCAUCUAUAGUCCCAUUAAUAAGGAAACCUUUAAAAUAUUUGCAUUUUAUAGUCCUCUCUGCUAAAUUAGUUGUUAGAGCAUUGGUACAAUUUCAAAAAUUUCAGUAUGAAGUCUUUGUCCUAUCAGUGUUGUAAAUUGAUGAGGAGAGAAAAAGGACUUAGGUGUUGAAUAGAGCUGCUUUCAAUGAGGCCCUUGGAUUCUGUAAGGAGAGUCCCUUCAGUUCUGAUUUUGUUGCGCCAAAAGAAAGAACCCAGAUGCGCUGGGCUGCAUCCUUGCUCCUCAUGGCCUCUAACAACUGUCAAGAGUCUCCGCCAGGGUUCUACCUUGUAUCUGAAGCUGGUGACUGAGAUGCCUGAGUGGCUGUGAGGUUAGUUGUGGUUGUCCUCCUCCUAUUUGUGAGUUAACCACUAUUUAAAUGAUGCUGCUUUUACAGGUUUUUCAAUAUACAAUAGGUUUUUGACGCUUCCAGUAACUGGAAACUUUUCAGUUUUGCUCUUAAAAGUGUUAUGGAAAGGCUGAAACAAAAUGAAAAAAAAUGUAUAAUAAUUUCUUGCAUUGAAAAAUUAAAUUACACAGGUGUUUAUUUACUAUUUAUUUUGUAAUCUUCACUGUUUAUAUAACUUCAAAAAACACUUGAAGGAAAAAAAUGUGGUUUUUUUUUAUGAUUCACCAUAGAGAUUCUGUAUUCUGCUAUAUCAUAAAUUCUAACAAAGUGACAUGGAAUAUUUGUGUUUUUUUUCUAUACCAUCAAAAUGUCUGCCAGUAAAUAUUAUAAAGACAAAAUAUACUUUCUUGGAGGGGGGAGACAAAUUGUUUAAAAUUUUUCAUGAUAAUUUGUGAGUAAUAAGCCAGUUUGUUUAAUUUUUUAAUAAUAAAUACCUAUUUUGAAAAAAUCAAAAAA